UGACGUUCGAUCGAAAGAGAGGCCACACGUCACACCCGCCUUGACGCCCCUCACUAACCGCUUCUUAGGCCAGAAUCUUUUGUGCUCGACUACUUGAACCCCUCUUUGCCCCUCUGAUUCCGGCUUCCAUCAGUUGCUUCCAUUUCAAUUGCAUCUCAUCACAGCUUCUAUCUUUACCUUUUUUAAACCCCCACAUACAUUACCGCCACAAUGGUUCCCGUUCCCAAAGCAGACGAGCUCAAGGACCUUUUCAGCCUCAAGGGCAAGGUCGUCAUUGUCACCGGUGCCUCCGGCCCUACCGGUAUUGGCAUUGAGGCUGCCCGCGGUUGUGCUGAGUUCGGAGCCGACCUCGCCAUCACCUACAACUCUCGCGCAUCCGGAGCUGAGAAGAACGCAAAGGAGCUGAGCGAGAAGUAUGGCGUCAAGGUCAAGGCCUACAAGUGCCAGGUCGACUCCUACGCCCAGUGCGAGGAGCUCGUUGCCAACGUCGUCAAGGACUUCGGCAAGGUCGAUGUCUUCAUCGCCAACGCUGGCAAGACCGCUGACAACGGCAUCCUCGAUGCUUCUGUCGAGCAGUGGAACGAGGUCAUCGAGACCGAUUUGAACGGCACCUUCAACUGCGCCCGCGCUGUUGGUCUUCAUUUCCGCGAGCAGAAGAGCGGCUCUCUCGUCAUCACCGCCUCCAUGUCCGGCCACAUUGCCAACUUCCCUCAGGAGCAGACCUCAUACAACGUCGCCAAGGCUGGCUGCAUCCACUUGGCCAGGUCGCUGGCCAACGAGUGGAGGGACUUUGCCCGUGUCAACUCCAUCUCCCCUGGAUACAUUGACACUGGUCUUUCCGACUUCGUUCCCCAGGACAUCCAGAAGCUCUGGCACUCCAUGAUCCCCAUGGGACGUGACGCCAAGGCCAAGGAGCUCAAGGGCGCGUAUGUCUACUUCGCCUCGGAUGCUUCCUCUUACACCACUGGAUCCGAUCUCAUCAUCGAUGGUGGUUACACCGCCAGGUAAACGGGUCGCCCAUCGAAGAAAACGGACACGAACCGAGGGGAAUAACAAGAAAAGUUACGAGUUCUGGCAAGAGCCACGAAAUCUUCUCUGUACUUAGUACUUUAUGACCUGAAUGAAUGCCACGCUUUACAAACC
This is a messenger RNA of Cucurbitaria berberidis CBS 394.84, 1143 nucleotides long. Its product is annotated as L-xylulose reductase-like protein. The transcript has 2 exons. Gene Ontology annotation, molecular function: oxidoreductase activity, acting on NAD(P)H, oxygen as acceptor. The coding region runs from base 211 to 1008 and encodes 265 amino acids. Gene Ontology annotation, cellular component: intracellular anatomical structure. Lineage: Eukaryota; Fungi; Ascomycota; Dothideomycetes; Pleosporales; Cucurbitariaceae. The record is from RefSeq and is a predicted model, not a curated record.